CUAGUCGCCGUGGUUGCUGCUUGCAGCCUUGCACCCGUGCUCCCUACAUCCCGUCCCGCCCCGCCACCUCCCCCCUCUGCAGCACGCCAGGCCUGUCAGACAAACUGACGUUACGGCAGCCCGACUGGCCCCGUUUCGGGAAUGACUGGCAAAGUCGCACUGUCCGGGUACUGUAUAAACGAAGCGCGGCAACAGAAAGGAAGUUCAUCCUGUGGAGUGGAGACCACUCUCACACCACACAGCGAGCGAGCACACACCUACGAACAAAUUCGCCUGGUUGAGUAGAGAUUCUUGAUUCGACCUCACCAGGAAGUUCGCAUACUGUACCAGUCUUUUCAGGACAGAUUUCGGAUCUCUUUUUUAAUUUAUUUUGGCGAUUCCGUAGUAGUUCUGCACAACGGAGAUAGCCAUUGCUAGGAACGGGUAGCUGAAAGGCAUGAGGAUAAUUAGGGCUUGAAAACGUCGGAUUGCCGACCAACGGCAGAUUAUGCUGAAGCCAGAGUUACCUCCAGAUUCACCUCCCGCGGCAUCAGCGCCAGGAACGUCGACGGGUGCGACGGGUGCGACGGGGGUGGAGGUGCUACCGCUCACCCUUGCGAUAGCCUCACUUGUGGUCGUUGUAACUCUCGUCGUUUUUAUCACUCUCGCCUUACAUGCUACAGCAGCGGAAAGAAGUCUAGCGCUUGCAACCGACGCCUCUGAACCAGUGGAAACGCCAGGCGCGCGAGAUAUUCACGAGUUAUUGGAUUACGGGGGGCUUAAAGCGAGCAAAGAGUGCACAGUGUGUUUGUGUGACUUUAACGAGGGGGAGCUGGUUCGGUCUCUGCCGCCCUGCGCGCAUCGGUUCCAUGUCAGCUGCAUCGACCACUGGCUCGCCGCCAGGACCACCUGCCCCGUGUGUCGCAUAGACCUCGAGACGCAGACGCCAGACGCGACUAUACAAAGCGUGACAGCCACGGAACUGACUGCGGGAGAGAGUCCGACUCUAUGACAAACCCUAAUUUGUAUCGACAGUAAGCGCCAGAUGAAAGCGGGUGAAGCUGAUCGUAACCCUGUGCGACUGGAUUG
Messenger RNA from Closterium sp. NIES-67, 1068 nucleotides. NCBI's taxonomy places the organism in Eukaryota, Viridiplantae, Streptophyta, Zygnematophyceae, Desmidiales, Closteriaceae. The record is from the annotation of a GenBank genome assembly.